This is a messenger RNA of Saccharomyces mikatae IFO 1815, 1581 nucleotides long. RefSeq names its product putative protein kinase YPK3 (gene YPK3). The transcript has a single exon. Gene Ontology annotation, biological process: protein phosphorylation. Lineage: Eukaryota; Fungi; Ascomycota; Saccharomycetes; Saccharomycetales; Saccharomycetaceae. Bases 1 to 1581 code for a protein of 526 amino acids. Gene Ontology annotation, molecular function: protein serine/threonine kinase activity; ATP binding. The record is from RefSeq and is a predicted model, not a curated record.
AUGAUUUUUUCAUUGGAUGAAGAACUUCAUCGUAUGUCAGUUGAUGACAAAAAAAAUGACGUCAAAGCAGAUUAUGCGACAGUAUUAUAUGAUGAUAUCAAUCAUGAACAAGAUAGCGCUAUCACAUAUGAAGAAAAGAAUAUGAUUCACCUCUCUGUUCAUUCGAAUGACAUUCCACUCACUGGAACAAUCCCUGCACAUGGGAUGAGAAGAAGGUCUUCAGCUUAUUCCAAAUUUCCUAUUCUCACCCCGCCUAAUACGAGAAGAUUUUCCAUUACAGGUUCGGACUUCAUUCCAACUGGUAUGACUAGACUAUCCAUAACACCUCAGGAUAUGAUUUCCUCUAAUAAGAAAGAAAAUGAAUUGUCAAGAAAUCUGCAUGAUUUUAAACCCGUGAGAGUCUUAGGCCAAGGCGCCUAUGGAAAAGUUCUUCUCGUUAAAGACACUAACACUUCCAAACUUUAUGCUAUGAAGCAGUUGCAAAAGGCGGAAAUCUUAAUUUCUCCUACUGCGACAGAAUCUAAGAAAGAGGAUGAAGAAAACAAUAGUUGUGAUAACAACGACAAUGAUAAUGGUCUUUCAAAGAGGUUAGAGAGAACAUUUGCCGAACGGUCCAUUUUAUCCGAGAUAGAACAUCCAAAUAUUGUCAAAUUGUUUUAUUCUUUCCAUGAUAACUCAAAGCUAUAUCUACUGCUGCAGUAUAUCCCUGGUGGCGAACUAUUUUACCAUUUAAAGGAACAUGGGACACUAGAUGAGACGACGGUUUCAUUUUACGCAGCUGAAAUCAGCUGCGCUUUGAGAUUUUUGCAUACGAAGGGUGUUGUAUAUAGAGAUUUGAAACCUGAAAACUGUCUAUUGAAUCAACGCGGCCAUUUGGUAUUAACAGAUUUUGGCCUGAGUAAAAAAAGUGCCAAUGAUUCCGUGGUUGAUGAGGAGGAUCCAGAGAAUGUUAAUGCCUUAUACUCGAUUAUUGGUACCCCAGAAUACUGUGCGCCUGAAAUAUUAUUAGGCAGAGCAUACACCCAGAAUUGUGAUUGGUAUUCCCUGGGAUGUUUGCUAUAUGAUAUGCUAGUAGGUAAGCCACCUUAUACUGGUAGUAAUCAUAAGGUUAUAAUCAAUAAGAUUCAACAGAACAAGCAAGGCCCUAAGAUUCCAUUCUACUUGAGCGAGGGAAUGAAGGAUAUAUUAAACGCACUUUUGAAGAGGGAAACUUCCAAGAGAUGGAAUGUUGACAAAUAUUGGACCAAAACGGGAAUAAAUAACAAACCUAUCAAAUCUAAGAAAAAAAAAUCAGGUGGUGUAAGAACUAGUUUAUUCACAGAACAUUUUAUUUUUAGGAAAAUAGAUUGGAAGUUACUAGAAUCUGGACAAUUACAAAAAACCACUUUAGGCCCUAUUGUUCCAGUUAUUACAGAUUUGGAACUAGCAGAAAAUUUUGACACAGAAUUUACGUCCAUGUCAUAUGAGGAGAAUUAUGCUGAUAGCAAACCCAUUAAUAUCAGUUCUGUGAGCAAGUCCCCGGACAUGUUCAAGGGAUUUAGUUAUAAAGCAAGUGGUAGCUAUUUGGAAAAGUAUUUUUAA